UUGAAAAAAGAGGUUAUGUAUUUGUUUACUGUCACACUCACACAAGUAAGUUAGUUAUUGGAAAGCAAAACAAGACAUAAGUUAGAAAAUUUACUUAAUCGUUUGUAUAUUUGCUGAAAUGAUAAAAUGACCUCACCAUAAACAUUUGCAGUCUUAUAUUUUCUUUGGAAAGAAGGUUAUCUAGCAUCAAGUCAAGUGAUAAACAAGUUAGAUCUGUUGGUUGUAUGUGUAUCAUAACAAGACAUGAAUACAGAAGCAAAACAUAAUUUUGACACAAGUUUCGUCUGUGUUCAGUACCCAGGAGUUGUAAAAAAUGAUGAUAAAAUGCUGGAGUCUAUGGGAGGUAUAAAAAAAAUCUCGAAGGUAUAUUCAGAGAGAAAUCGCAGGCUAGAGCUUCGGUUUCGCCCAGACGAUGUGUAUUGUCGACCCGCUUGUGCUGAUAGACAGAAGGUCACAGGACUUUUGAUGUCCGUCAAAGUAAGAAGAAAAAAGAAUAGUGGAGAAAUAAUAAAUAUAACUCCCACUGUGUUAGGCAAAGUCUGUGUAGCGUUCAAAUUCACAAGUUUAUGUGACUUUCAAUACCUGGCUAUGGACAACUCGAGUGGUCAAAUGGAAUGUAUUUAUGACAAGUUGGUUCCCAAAGGUAUUUUAACUCCCGAGUGGUUCACACAACCAGCCCCGUAUUUCCUACCACCUGCUACGUUCUCCAGAAUGGACACUGUACAGAACUACCAAUAUCGCCAGGAGAGUGUUGACACCAACACUAGUGUCCAACCUUACCACAUCGGCCGCACCAGACGACGUCGCUCAGGUCAUGCCAUCUUUGUCACCUUCUCUACUGCCUCACUCCCUCUCAAACCUCGGCCUUCUGCGCUCAAGUUUCUUGAAAUCAAGUUCUUGUGUGGAGACCACUUUAAGAGGAUAAAAGAGAUGUUUCAAGAGCGCCCAGUAUGGUCCAAGGUUGCUCUGAUGUGUGUCACUGGCUACAAUCAAGAGCAGAUGAAGUACUUGUUACCGUCCGUUGCUUACUACUUUGUAACUGGACCAUUCCGCAUUAUGUGGGUCCGUUUUGGAUUCGACCCUCGCAAAGACCCAAGUGCUCGGAUUUACCAGUCCAUCGACUACCGUAUUAGAAUACAAGGUGGUGGAACAAACUACGUGAAAGCUAAGCGCAGUUACACACAGUACUUGUUGCCGUACAAGUCCACGCCGGCCAGUCGGCCGAAGACAGCUGUUAUCUCUCAACAGGCCGAGGAGAAACCUGCGGAACCGAAUGUAGUUCAUGAGAACCAAUAUGUCUUUCGGCCUGGAACCAUCCCUCCUUCUAGGCAGAUGUUCUAUCAGCUGUGUGAUAUCAAGGUGCCAGAGAUUGAAGCCAUGGUUGAAAGGUUACCACGGUUGCCACCCAGCUCCAAAUGUCACGAGAGGCUUGGCUGGUUGCCGCCCGGGUUUGCGGAACAAUGCCGAGACAUCAUGAACAGCCUGGUGUCCCAACAGAUACAAAGAGAGCAGGCUGCAGAUUCCCAACCUGGAACCAGUGAAGCGUAUGAUGAUCAAGGAGAUUCUCAAGAUGAAGAUCAAUAUAAUGAAGAUGACGUUGACUGGGAAGACUAUGAGUAAACCAAUGUCUGGUUGUUAUGUAAAUAAACAAUUUUUUA
Molecule: messenger RNA, 1658 nt
Organism: Macrosteles quadrilineatus (aster leafhopper)
Lineage: Eukaryota; Metazoa; Arthropoda; Insecta; Hemiptera; Cicadellidae
Product: general transcription factor 3C polypeptide 5-like
Exons: 9
Coding region: 244-1620 (458 amino acids)
Biological process (GO): transcription initiation at RNA polymerase III promoter
Cellular component (GO): transcription factor TFIIIC complex
Source: RefSeq, a predicted model, not a curated record